AAGGGAAUUACUGAGUAGUGUAGUGUCCUGUGUCCCGCCUUGGCUCCCGCAUUUUCAAAUUUAAACAAAGCUCUUUGUUCCUUGCCUCUGCAUUACCGUUGUUCUGUUAUAUCAUAUUGUUGCCUUCUCUCUCUGUCUUUAACAAUGGAGAUGGAAGUUGAAGAACAACCUCCAUGUCCUUCUCCAUCACCCUACAUGUUUUCCUCUUCGCUUUUCAAAGACAUUUCAAAUUUCAAAACCCCAAAACGUCCUUCUUCUCACAAACCCAACUUCCAUUCCCCUUCCACUCAAUUCUUCACCGCUUCCAAACAGACCCCUCGGACUUGUUCUUCCUCGUCUUUUCGCAGUCGGCCUUCUCUGGCUCCACCCUCCAACCGGAUCAAGACCGCUCGUAAACUCAAAGCCCUCGAAUUUGAACAGUCACAAUCCUCUCGUAAGACCCAGAUUGAGAGUGAACGCUCUCUGAAAUCGCUAGCCAAGUCCCUCAAUGUUUGGCUUAAUUUUCUGUUUGAAAAUCCGGCUUCGUGUGGCUGUUAUUUGUCGACCAAUGGCGGGAAUGGAGAUCAAAUUGACCAAGUCCCGGCUAAAGGGAAGAGAGAUAAUUAUCCGGGCAUGGGGGUUCGGGUUGACGCUGCGUGGCGGAACCCUAAGCGUCAGAGAGAUUUGUCAUGGCGAGCAGUGGAGGGCAAGGAUAAGGAAAAUGGGAUGAAGUUUUCGACUUCCGGGUGUUUGAGUCUUCAAUCUUCGUUGAAAGAUGUGUGUAGUUUGGAAGAUUUGAGGCAGCGAAUGCGGGUUUAUUUAAGCUUGGGCGGUUGCAAGGAGAUUUUUGAUGUUAUGACUCGGGUGUUCAAGCAUAUUGAUGAAGGGAGGUUGAAAAUGAAGGCACACUGCCCUUUAGUAACCGAUGUUGGUCUAAGAGAUAAAGCCAUCAGAACCCUUUUGUGUUACAAUCCAAUUUGGCUUCGUAUUGGCUUAUACAUUAUUCUCGGUGGAGAAUCUUUGUUGUCUGAGGGAGAUGUUAAAUUUGAUGAAGAAAUAGCAUUUUUGAGAAUGGUUAUUGAGAAACAGUUCUUUAUGCAUGCUGAUCUAGCAAAAUCAUAUGCUUAUAACAAGAUGGUUGAGGGUGUAUACAGGCCAGGGUAUUAUGAAGCUUUAGGAAGUGUUGUACUGAAGAGAUUUUUGUUGCUUGUUCUUGUUCUUGAUAGAGCUAAAAGUCAGAGCAGCCUGUCACUUGAGUAUGGUAUUGAUGGAGUUGAUGGAGGUUCCCCUUUAUUGUUUACAGCUCAAUCUACUUGUAAAUCAACUCGUCAGGUGAUCCAUGAUUUUUUGUCAUCGGAUAUUAUGCUUGGAGAAGGUAAUGUUCUUGCACAUCUGAUGAUAGUAGGGUACAAAGUAUCUUAUCAGCAGAAUCCUCUUGUCGAGUACGAUUUUCAAGUGAAAGAUUUAUUUGUUGAUCUUCAAGAUGGUGUCCGCCUCUGUAGAGCUACUCAGCUCUUGCUGGAUGACUCCUCCAUACUUACGAGAUUGGUAGUUCCAUCAGAUACUCGCAAGAAGUCUUUGGCAAAUUGUCGCGUUGUGCUGCAAUAUCUUAAGAAGGCCGGUGUAGCUUUAUGUGAUGAUGAUGGAGUGGAGAUUAUGGUAGAUGAUGUUACUGACGGCGAUAAGGAGUUAACUCUCUCCUUGCUUUGGAACAUGUUUGUUCAUUUGCAGCUUCCUCUUUUGAUGAAGAAAGCAGCGUUAAUUGAGGAAAUUUGCAAAAUUCGUGGACCUGAUAUGGAACACUUGAACACUUCCAGUACCACUCCUUUGGAAUUGUUAUUAAGUUGGAUUCAGGCAAUUUGUCAGAAGUAUGAUUGCAAGAUUGACAAUUUUUCAACUUUAGUUGAUGGGAAAGCCAUAUGGUGCUUACUUGAUUAUUAUUGUCGCAAGGAACUUUCUUGCUCAUGUUCAUUAAAGGAUUCUUGUAGAUCAAAUACAGAAGAGUCUAUUGUUUUAGUUGCUGAUUACCCAGAUGCAGUCCACAACUUUUUAUUAUCGCAGAAAUUGACAACUUUGUUGGGAAACUUUCCUGAGGUUCUACAAAUCAGCGACAUACUUGAAUUUAAUGGUGCAUGUAAUGAUAAGAGUGUAGUGAUCCUAUUGGUGUUCCUAGCAUCACAAUUAAUUGUCAAGAGAAAUAUGGAUCAACUGAAUUUUCAUAAACUCUUGGGUUGUAACUGUCAAAGUCCAGGGAGAAGGUAUUCUUGUGUGGAGCAGUGUAGUCCUGAAGUAGUACAAACCAAAGACAAUGCUCAUGGCCAAAAUGCUGAAGAUGCUGCAAGAAAAUUUAAAGCCAUCCAGGCUUGGUGGCAAGAUAUGACAGAGAGGAAUUAUCCUUCUGUUGCAAAACCAGCUGCAUCUAUUUUUCAGCAUUUAUCAGUAAACAUAGACAACACCAACUCUCAGAGAGAAAAUGCUGCCAAAAUCAUACAAUCUCACUUCAGGCGGGUGAUUCAGCGGCGCAACUUCUUAAAGAUGUUAAAUGCUGCUUCACUUUUGCAAAUUGUUUUUCGGGCUUUGUUAAUUGCGAGGAAUAAACCACCAUGCAUAAGUUUUACUUCUGUUCAAGUACAGGAAUCUCCGCGUGAAAAAUGGAAGCAGUCUGAAUACUGGAAGAGAUAUGCCCCAUUCAUUAUGGACAGGCAUCAUUUUGUCAAGCUAAGGAAGUCAGCAUUGUUUAUCCAGCACGUGGCCAGGAGUUGGAUUGCCCGGAGACAUUAUAGUCCUGAUAUUGUAAUUAGUGAUGUAGCAAAUCCUGAUCUAGUCAAUGCUUCCAUGAUCAUUCAAAAAUACCUUCGUGGGUGGUUAGCAAGGUCUAGGUACAUUCGUGGGGCUGUUCCAAUAGAGACACCUUUAUAUUCACACCUAGAGAAUGGUGCAUAUGAUCUUCAGAUGGUUUCAGCUGCUAAUGUUCACUUUGCUAUGGAGGAAUCUAAUUUUUGCAACUCUUUCCAAAAUCAACACUUUGCAGCAACCCAAAUUCAGAGUCAUUUUCGUGGUUGGUUGUUGAGAAGAAGUUUUCAAAGUCAAAGGCAAGCAAUAUUGAAAAUCCAAAGUGCUUUUCGAAUGUCUAGAUGUUUGAAGGCUUAUCUACAAAACAGAACUUUAAUUAAAUCAGCAACUAUUAUUCAAUCUUCUGUGCGUCGAUGGAUUUAUCUUAGGGAGGCUUGUAGACGGAGACAUCUCAUUGUUACAAUUCAGAGACAUUGUCGAGGUUGGUUGGUAAGAAGGAACUUCUUGUCCCAGAGAAGGGCUGUAUUAAUGAUUCAAAGUGCUAUUCGGGGUUUGAGAUGCCGCAAGGAAUUUUAUGGCCACAAAGAAGCUUGUAGGCGUAGGCAUAUCAUUGUUAUAAUUCAGAGACAUUGUCGAGGGUGGUUGGCAAGAAAGAACUUCUUGUCCCAGAGAAGGGCUGUAUUAAUGAUUCAAAGUGCUGUUCGAGGUUUGAGAUGCCGUAAGGAAUUUUAUGGCCACAGAGAAGCUUGUAGGCGUAUGCAUUUCAUUGUUACAAUUCAGCGACAUUGCCGAGGUUGGUUAGCAAGAAGGAACUUCUUGUCCCAGAGAAGGGCUGUAUUAAUGAUUCAAAGUGCUAUUCGAGGUUUGAGAUGCCGUAAGGAAUUUUAUGGCCACAGAGAAGCUUGUAGGCUUAUGCACAUCAUUGUUACAAUUCAGAGACAUUGUCGAGGAUGGUUGGCAAGAAGGGACUUCUUGUCCCAGAGAGGGGCUGUAUUAAUGAUUCAAAGUGCUAUUCGAGGUUUGAGAUGCCGUAAGGAAUUUUAUGGCCACAGAGAAGCUUUUAGGCGUAGGCAUAUUGUUACAAUUCAGAGACACUGUCGAGGUUGGUUGGUAAGGAGAAACUUCUUGUCUCAAAGAAAAGCUGUUUUGAUGAUUCAAAGUGUUAUUCGAGGUUUGAAAUACAGGAAGGUAUUUUAUUGCCAUAGAGAAGCUUACAGACUUAGGCAUCUCACUGUUACAAUUCAGAGACAUUGUCGAGGAUGGUUGGUAAGAAGAGAUUUCUUGUCCCUAAGAAGGGCUGUAAUAACGAUUCAAAGUGCUAUUCGAGGUCUGAAAUGCCGGAAGAUAUUUUACUGUCAAAGUCAGGCUAUCUCUAAAAUUCAACAUUUUGUCAGGGGCCACAUAACUCGGAAGAAGCUCAUAGGUGUUUCUUCCAAAUAUGCAGUCCUCCCUAGUGCUCAUCCGAGUUGUAAAGUAAACUUAGCUCUUUGUUCUGUUUUAAAAUUACAAAGAUGGUGGAGGGGUGUUUUGUCACAUAAACAUAAAACGAAGUCUGCAAUAAUAAUUCAGUCACAUGUUCGUGGUUGGAUUGUUAGGAAGAAUGCUACUAGAGAGAGGCAACAUAUCAUUCUGAUACAAUCCUACUGGAAGGGUUACCUUGCACGAAAAGAUUCGAGAGAACAACUACUGGACUUGCGCUUAAGGAUGCAAAAUACAGCCGCAAAUGUAGAUGAUGGCAUGCGCAUCAUAAACAGACUUAUAGCAGCACUCUCGGAAUUGUUGAGCAAGAAAAGCAUUAGUGGCAUUCUUCAUACUUGUGCAACUUUAGAUAUGGCUACACAGUACUCUCAAAAAUGCUGUGAGAAGCUUGUGGAAGCAGGAGCCAUUAACACUUUGCUGAAGCUUAUUCAAUCUGUCAGUCGAAGCAUACCCGAUCAGGAGGUUUUAAAGCAUGCACUCUCUACUCUUAGAAACCUUGCCCGCUAUCCCCAUCUGGUUGAAGUGAUAGUUGACUGUCAUGGAUUUAUAGAAACUAUUCUGUUGGAGAUGCUAAGAAACAAAGAGGAAGGAUAUUUUAUUGCUUCUGAACUAUUGAGGAAAGUAUGCUCAACUAGUAAGGGUAUUGAAGUCAUUCGUAAGAAACCCGCCUUCUUGAAAAGGCUACACAAUCUUGUUGAGGAACUUACCAGGAACAGGAAGGCAAUUAAGGAGAAGAGGAAUGUUCGAGGACCGAAUACGAAAGAACUAACAGAUAGAAGAUUAAAAGAGGCACUUAAUCUUCUCAAAAUGGCAACUUUAAAUGAAGAAUGAAUGGUGGUGGUGGUGGUGUUGUUGUAUAUUAUGUUGUGGGACACGGUCUAGUAAUCGAACAUGCACGUUCGAUUGAAAGGUAGUGUUUUUACAUGUUUUUUAGUCAGAAACUGAAUGAUGCUGCAGUUAGUUAAGUUUAGAAUGUAGUUUAAGAUAGAUUGUUAUUGUAGGAUUUGUUUUUGAUUUCUUUUUAUUGGUAUGUUAGUUGAAAUGAUAAUGUAUAAAUUGGUUAGCAUUGUCCUCUUGUAUAAUAUCAUAUUAUUUUGCAAGGAGAGUAACUUAACUGAGAUAACAUCAUCAAAAUGGCCUUAGCAAUUUGCAGAUCUUUAACUGAGAUAAUUGAUCAAGUUGGGUUUUUCAAUUAUCAAUCAAUGAAUUGUUUUGACUUUUAACUAGAUAACAUGGUCCCCACCAAGACUGCUCCAAUAAAACAAACUUAUCUUCUUGAGUACUGAAUGGAGAUUCAGAUUCCAUCUCCAAAAAUAUCUCAGGCAUUCAGAUUAAAAUGGUCCCACCACCAAUCAACACUAUUUUAUUUUAAAUAUCUUGAAAUGCAAGUAUAAUUGUUAGAUAGUUAAUCAAAUUAUGUAAAUCAUAUUGGUCUAUUUAGUUACAACACUCCAUUAAUGGAAACAACAGAAUUAGCAAAAAUACAUAUGUUACAUUACCUAAUAAAGAACAUAAUAAGCAAUAUGUAAGUGUAACUAAGCAGCCCUUGCAAGAGUUUCUAGGCGUUCAGGCACAUCUGCUGGGUCAAUACAGAAACCCCUUCUACUGAAAGAUCUUGGAACAGUAACUGUCAAAACUCCAUCUUCAUAUCCAGCUGAUAUUCCAUCAAUAUCUACUCUACCAGGAAGCCUAAACUUCCUCAUGAAGGUUCUUGCAGGUUCUGUUGACUCAUUAAUGGCCUCAGUUCGAAUUAUGAGGUAUCUUGAGUCCUCAACUUCCACUUUUAUCUCCUCUUUUCUUACACCUGCCCACAAUCAAACACAUAUUAGAAAAAGCAUAUAUCACUCUUAAGGAAAGAAGAAGAAAAGGAUAAUUACCAGGGAGGUCUGCUGAAUAAAUGUGAGAGUCUGGAGUUUCUGACCAGUUAACAUGGUUUUCUGGGACAAAGUUGUAUGGAAAAAGAUACUGGUUUGAAGAAGUUGUUGCAGAGUAUAUCACUGGAAGCUCCAUUGCUUGAUUGAGCAAUAUUGAUGAUGAUGAUUGAUUUGUGGUUGAAGAGGAGGCAGUUGGAUGGGCUUUUAUAGGCCCAACAAGUUGUCAAGUUGGUUGUGGGCCCUUAAGUUGAGGUUUAUGAGUGAGAUUGAUUACCAUUAUUAUCAUUUGAAAAAAGGAAAUUAGAUAUCUACGCUUUUGAUGUAAGUUGGAAAAAGGAAAAAAAAAUCAAUAUUUUAUAACAAGACAGAAAAUGCUUGACGUCUGGGAAAAGUAUGCAGAUUUUCUUGAGGUAUAGGUGCCUUUCACCAUCACAAAUGAGACUAAAUUUUACUUGGUCAGUAUAAGUUUGUGUUUUUACUGAUGAUACUUAUCUUUUUAGAACAAUUUCACUUUCAGAAAUUGGGAAUGCCAGAUCAGGUUUAUUAUUCAGGAGAUGGGAGAACUUAAUAGAAAGUUUAAUUAGGAUUUUUGUUCCCUGAACUUUGACAUGUACCAAAUCAUGUUCCCUGAACUUUUAAGAUCGUUGAAAAUGCCCCUUGAGCUAUUUAGAUUGUUGGAUUUAAGGAUUUUUUUCUAAUUUUAGUAAAAAAAUCUAACAUGGAUUAAAGUCCAGAGGCCAUGAUUUAGUAUAUGUCAAAGUUUGAGGGUCAUAAUUUGAUAGAUAUCAAAGUCUGGGGAGCAUGAUUUAGUAUAUAAACAAUCACUGAAGAAGUAAAAUUGAAUGAAAUUAGACAAAAGUUCUUAAAUCUAACAAUCUCAAUAGUUCAUGGGACAUUUUUAACGACCUUAAAAGUUCAAGAGGCAUGAUUUGGUACAUGUCAAAGUUUAAGGAAAAAAAUCCUAAUUAGCAAAUGAACUCGUUAUGACCUUGUAAUCAUUAUUAUAAGCAUCAUUGGACAAAAAUGAAUUAGGAAAGGGUAAUUCCAUUUCAAUGAACAGAAAACAAAAAAUACACACUAAAGAUUACUUUAUGUUGAAAUUCACUGAGAUCAAUCAAAUUUCACCACUUUAAAACUCCACAAUUUAAAGGAGGUUUCCUCCUAAUACACAUCUCACAAGAUUCACCCUCACUCACUCUGUUACCUAUGGUGGAAAAGGUGAUGCAAGAGGGAUUCUCUUCAACUUCAAACUCAACCCAAAGGGGCCAAAAGGGCAAUUUGAAUAGCAACAACACUUCCCCCCACAUGACCUUUUGAUUCUCCAUGAAACUCUUUGGUCACAAGUUGCACCCUUCUACAAGCUGCCACUCAAGCAAUUCAACAUCAUCAACAAAAGCAUCCUCCUUAUGUGGUUCUGCAUAUUUGGUUGGAGUUGAGCUUGCCGUAGAGCUAGUCUUGUCUUCAUAAGCCUGACCGGGCGGGUAAGAGAUCGUCGUUGCAACCAGGUCAUUGCCACCUUUAGCCAUUUCUUGAGACCAUUGAACAUCAACUGUCUCAAUAAAUGGUUCAAAGUUCAUUAGCCUUGACCACUUUGGUCCACUAUCUUUAUCAACCUGAAGCAAAGGAUGAACCAAAGUCAUGCCUUUCAUGACAGCAUACACAAACCUAAGCUCCUCAAGAGUUAAAGUCCUAAACUGUAGAGACCCAGAUGUUGUGCAACAACAGACAACAUCAAUUACAGGAUAUCGAUUAGUCCCUGAUUCUUCUAAUGACAAUGUUUUAAUCAUCUUGAGAUUUGAAGGGAACAUCAAUGACUCAGGUUCAUAUCUUACCCUCAAAAUCUCUACAUUAGGAACUCUAAUAGUUUCUCUUCUACCAGUCACUUUCCUAGCAUCAUUUACAGAUCUAAACAUGUGAAAACCAACAUCCCCACCAUCUCCUCCAAUGAAUUGUAGACAUGGAAAAGGUUGUUUCUUCCCAGACCAAUCUGAAUCCUUCCCAACCAUGACCCCAAAAAGAUGUACUGGACGCAACCUUUUCCAUGGAUCAGUCCUAUAAAGAGCUGUGGAUGCUUUAAACACUGAUUUAAUAUAAUUAGGAGUAAUGCCUUCAACUUUCAUGAGACAUGUCCCAAAUCCAGGACCAAGUCCUGGACCUGAACCAAAUUGGUCUUGAAAUCUAUCAAACAAGUUCUUCAAAUAAAAAUCCAUCUAAUCUAAGCUAUUUUACCAGAUCUGAUCUAAUCAAUUCCUUGACAAUACCCAAAACCCAGAUGAAAUAUCACACUAUAUACAUAAUCUGAACUGUAAACAGAACAACAAAGUCCCACAAACGUUAGAGUAAGUGGAUUUUUCUAAAGAAGAAAGAUUGAUUAAUGUGGCAUACCAGGUUUGGAGAGCAAUUUUGGUUGUUCCAUUACAGACACGGAGAGAUAAAGAGGAAGACUGAGAGACCAGACAGAGUGACACUCUAAGCAAAGGAAUGUUGUUGGACUAUCUAAGUCUAU
Cannabis sativa is the source of this 8631-nucleotide messenger RNA. RefSeq lists its product as uncharacterized. Gene Ontology annotation, molecular function: protein binding. Lineage: Eukaryota; Viridiplantae; Streptophyta; Magnoliopsida; Rosales; Cannabaceae. The transcript is spliced from 25 exons. Bases 145 to 5082 code for a protein of 1645 amino acids. Gene Ontology annotation, biological process: mitotic cell cycle; spindle organization; establishment of meiotic spindle localization. Gene Ontology annotation, cellular component: spindle pole. The record is from RefSeq and is a predicted model, not a curated record.